CCAUGUGGAAGAAGCUGCCAGAGUGGCCCAAGACCAUGACGGGUCUCCCGAGCACGUCGGGGACCACAGCCAGCGUGGUGAUCAUCCGCGGCUCCAAGAUGUACGUGGCCCACGUUGGGGACUCGGGAGUGGUGCUAGGAGUCCAGGACGACCCCAAGGAUGACUUUGUGAGAGCUGUGGAGGUGACCCAGGACCACAAACCAGAACUUCCCAAAGAAAGGGAGAGAAUCGAAGGCCUCGGGGGCAGUGUGAUCAACAAGUCUGGUGUGAAUCGAGUGGUGUGGAAGAGACCUCGGCUGACCCACAACGGCCCCGUGCGCCGCAGCACGGUCAUCGACCAGAUCCCCUUCCUGGCUGUGGCCAGAGCUCUGGGUGAUCUCUGGAGCUAUGACUUCUACAGUGGAGAGUUUGUGGUGUCUCCUGAGCCUGACACCAGUGUGCACACCAUCGAUCCCCAGAAGCACAAGUACAUCAUCCUUGGCAGUGAUGGGCUGUGGAACAUGAUCCCACCUCAGGAUGCCAUCUCCAUGUGCCAGGAUCACGAGGAGAAGAAGUACUUCAUGGGAGAGCACCACCAGUCCUGUGCCAAGAUGCUGGUGAGCAGGGCCCUGGGCCGCUGGAGGCAGCGCAUGCUGCGCGCGGACAACACCAGCGCCAUCGUCAUCUGCAUCUCCCCCGCGCAGGAGAGCAGGGGCAGCCUGGAAUGUGAGGAGGAAUUGUACCUCAACCUGGCAGAGGGGCCCUGCUACAGCAGCCCUGACACCAGCUGCAUGACUCCCUCACGCUGCUGCACUCCCCCUGUCAAGCUCUUGGAAGAUGACCCCUGGCCACGACUGAACUCCGCCGAGCCCGUUCCUCCCCUCCUGCACAGCAACAUGCUCUCCGAAAAAUACUCGGAGCUGCCAAACGAGAUUGCCAAAAGCAGUUUCCCUCCCUCGGGAGGAACCCCGAAGGAUUCAAGCCCACAGGAGGAGAAGUGCAGCAAAGCUUUGGCUUUGAGGCUACACGAACCCUACAGCAACGGUUUGUCAGUCAGCCUCUCCCCUUCCAACUCAGGCACGGACCAAAAAGCCUUGAGGGCGUCUCCUAACGGCCAAAGCAAAGCGCAAGAGGCGGAGAGGACACCCUCAGGCAGCUUCAAAAGGACUUUGGAGGAAUCCAACUGCGGGCCGGCGCUGAAGAA
Molecule: messenger RNA, 1183 nt
Organism: Acanthisitta chloris (rifleman)
Lineage: Eukaryota; Metazoa; Chordata; Aves; Passeriformes; Acanthisittidae
Gene: PPM1D
Product: protein phosphatase, Mg2+/Mn2+ dependent, 1D
Exons: 6
Biological process (GO): protein dephosphorylation
Cellular component (GO): nucleus; cytosol
Molecular function (GO): mitogen-activated protein kinase binding; protein serine/threonine phosphatase activity
Source: RefSeq, a predicted model, not a curated record